UCAAAACCUACUUUUGAAUUUUUUUUAAAUGGGGUUCGCAACAGGAGAGUUCCUCACUGAAGAUGGCACAAAGCAACAUUUCAAAGUUUUUGACCAGUUCUAACUAUGUUAGUUUCAAGCCAUGCCACGCUUUCAACCAAGUUUAAACCUGAAGAGGACUUUCUCAAGCAAAUGAUCACACUUAGAAUAAUAAAAACCUGGUAUUUUUGAAAAAUAAAAAAUCCUCACUGAAGAUGACAAAGCAAUAUAUCACAGUUUAUUACUGUACCACCUAUGAUCAUUUCACACCAUGCUAUGAUUUGAACUACAUAGAAACCUGAAGAGGAAUCUCUCAAGGAAACAGUACUAGUUAGAAUUGUAAAACCGGUGAUACGCUUUUGAAAAAUAAAAUAUAGUUGUACGGUGAUAUAAUAAUACCUCUACAUUUAGUUGUUUUAUUGAAAGCUUAUGUUUCACUUCACAACAGAAGAACAGACAACUGACAUGAGUACCCCACUGGAGAUGACACAAAGAAGAAAUUCUAGAAAUAGCUGGACUCUAUAAGUGACCUAGUCCACCGUCAAUUUCAACAUGUGUUUAUCAACUCCGAGAUGAACACCCGCCCCAUUAGAAUUUAAAUUUAUUAGAAUGUAUAAUGUUAACAAUAUUUGGCUUAGAAACUGCUGCCAAAUCUUAUUAAAUAAUAAAAUAUUGAAAAAAAUCAUUCCAAAAAAAAUCGCUGGUUUUGUCAUGAUUUUGUAACAGAGUGUCUAUACAUCUUGUAGUUGGAAAGGAAGCAAGGGCAUCUGGACACAACAUCUGGGUCAGAUCCCACAUGCACCUCACCAUUAUGAGAAGAGAAUGUAUCAAAAUAUGGAAGAUAUACUUUGUAAUAUUUGUAAGCAGCAAUAUGAUGAGCCUAGGCUGUUAACCUGUUUUCACUCUUUCUGUACCAAAUGCCUGAUCCCGAGGAAGAUUAAUUCUGCUAACUGCUCACGUCAGGCGUCACUUCAAGACGAUUCAAAUACACAUUUUCAUUCAGAUUUAUCCAAUUAUGAACCUGAAAGUGAAAUAAGAUCUGUGAAUGAUUCCAACAGGCAAAAUGAAUCGAAAGUGAUAUGCCCAAUUUGUGGCACAGAGACAAAUUUGCUAAAAUGCGGAGUGCUUGGUCUACCAAUCAACACUGUGAUUGAAAAUAAAAUAAAAGAAAGGCAAAAUAAAUUACCGCAUUGUGAACUCUGCACCUCUACAGCAUUUGCAUUUGCAAGAUGUGAACAGUGCGAUAUAUUCAUGUGUGCUCUGUGUGUUGAUUCUCAUUUAAAGUUCUGGGAUACUUCCCACCACAGGAUAAUCCAUUUGAACGCUGUCAAACCAUCGCAUCCUACAUACAAAUGUAAAGCCCAUCCCCAACAGGAGUUGAAUUAUUUUUGUGGAACCUGUGCCAAACUGAUGUGCUUUGUUUGUUGCACUUCGUCACACUCCAGUCAUAAAUAUGAAACUGUUGCAAAAGCUGCGGACAAUUAUUCUUCUCUGAUAAGACAGGCAUUAGAAACUGUCAAGGUGAUAAUUAAGAACAGUAAUCAUUCUUUGGAUGCUAUCAAAGGUCUUGAAGUUAAGAUAAUGAGUAAAUGCAAUGAUGUGGAACGGGAAAUAAAAGGUUUCAUUCAAGCUUACAAAGAGGUUUUGGAUGAGCAUGCACAAAGUUUACUUCAGCAACUUACCUCUAUUAAAGACAGCAGGAAACAACUUUUAAUAAGUCACAAAGAAUUGCUUGACCGAAAGGUGAGAAGUAUGCAACCUGCAAUCGAAUUUGCAGAAGAACUAAUAAAAUCCACACCUGUUGAGCUUUUGAAUACUGCCACCCACGUACUCAGCAAACUGGAUAUUAAUGACGAGUCAGACUUACAAGUUCUCACUAUGAGAGUGUCGGAUGUAGUUCAAUUUUUGCCAGAGGAAAAAGCAACCAACAUUGGAAAAUACCAACUGUUUGGCAUCAUUUCAACCCAAGUCAUAUCCCCUCAGCAUUGCACUUUAGAAGCUGAUGGCUUAUUAAGAUGCAGGCAGCAUAAAAAAGCGACUUUCAAAUUAUUGACUAAAGAUAAUGAUAAUAAACCAUUGUGUCACGGAGGGGAAAAAAUAAUUUCUACAUUACAGUAUAAAGAUGAAAUGCAAAGAUUAUUGCCUGUAUUUGUAAAUGACGAAGGUGAUGGAAGUUAUACGCUCUCAUUUAAAGCUGAUACACCAGGAAAUCUUACAUUAACUGUUUUAAUAAGAAACAUACAUAUUCAGGGGAGUCCAUUCAAUGUGUGCGUAUGCAGUCUGCGACCUCAUAAAGGUGUUUAUCAUUGCUGUGCAUUCUGCUCAAGCAGAGGCAGUAAAUCGGCCAAAUGUGCUUGUGGCUGUAAGAUGCCAGGUGGGUAUGAAGGUUGUGGUCAUGGGCACAUAGGCCAUCCUGGUAGAAGGCAUUGGUCCUGUUGUGGUAACCUUCUUCAGAAUUCUGAAUGCAGUCGACCAAUAACAUACCAAUUCUAAAUACUGUGAAAUUUGGCAAAAAUAAAUGUUCUUUAAUUGCA
This is a messenger RNA of Cimex lectularius (bed bug), 2552 nucleotides long. Its product is annotated as tripartite motif-containing protein 45. The transcript is spliced from 13 exons. Bases 841 to 2511 code for a protein of 556 amino acids. NCBI's taxonomy places the organism in Eukaryota, Metazoa, Arthropoda, Insecta, Hemiptera, Cimicidae. Gene Ontology annotation, biological process: positive regulation of DNA-templated transcription. Gene Ontology annotation, cellular component: nucleoplasm; chromatin. The record is from RefSeq and is a predicted model, not a curated record. Gene Ontology annotation, molecular function: zinc ion binding; protein binding; ubiquitin-protein transferase activity.